AUGAGUUUUGGUGAUGUGCAUAUCAAAAAUCUCGAGUGCAAAGUUCCAACACAGCAAAUGUAUUUUGCAAUUGAAUCGCCCUUAUAUUCAAUUUCAAGAAGGCUUCCGCAUCUAACUUCACUUGCAUCAAUUACUCAGAUUGCUUCUUCGUCCACUGGUACCAAGUUCAAUGGCGUCAUCCCUACCGAAUCAAUAGAGAAACGAUACUCAUUAAGAAGUGGGCCUGGAGGACAGAAUGUGCAGAAAAAUGCCACAAAGGUGGAAAUCAGGUUCAAAUUGGCAGAGGCCGAGUGGCUAUCGCCUCGGAAUUCGAAGAUGUUUGGAUGA
This is a messenger RNA of Cylicocyclus nassatus, 327 nucleotides long. The record is from the annotation of a GenBank genome assembly. Lineage: Eukaryota; Metazoa; Nematoda; Chromadorea; Rhabditida; Strongylidae.